UAUCACACUGUCCCCCGAAGUCCGCCGCGAUAGCCUGUGUCGUGGCUGUGGCCCUUGUUGGGAGUUUUUAAACGUGGAAAACCUGACAGCGUUAGCCGUUCCAACAGGUAGUGUCAAUUAGCGUUGUAUAUGUUUGAUUGAUUUGUGUACGUGGUAGUGUCACAGGAUUUGAUUAAAAGGUUUGUCGCUGAAAACGCAUCUCGCAACAUGGCGCCAUAUAAGCUGUCCUGCGAGGAUUGGAAAGACGCCGCCAUGAAACUGAGGGACCGUCACAGAAGUAUUAUGGUGUAUGGCUUGCUCACAAAGCUGCUGAGGGGAAAGUGGGAAGGGUUCGAGAUCUGGGCGGAUAGCUGGCCUGAGUUCAAAUCCCUCGUCGUUAAACCAUCCGGCGAAAAACAGAUGGAUCCCUACACUGGGAAGUUUUACUUCGUAGACAGUGAAGACGUGGCGAGUAUGACGUCACUCCUUGAUGACCCGCGGAUUAUUACGUGGAAUGAUGACAUCAAUCUCUGCGUGUCCGACACAGUCUGGCCUCUGGUGGAACAGCGGGCCCGGGAGCGAGGCAACAUCCGCUGGGUGGCAGAUGCGCCGAUAUAUACUGUAUCACGUGACACAUUAGUCGACAUAAAACCACCUGAUGGAUUUCAAGAAGUGCCAAUGAGUGCUGAUGCCAUCUCGCACGUGAGUGAAAACUGGACGUUCAAGGUGUCCGGUAUUGACCAGUUUACGCAGCUGUUGGUCGAGAGGGAAUAUCCGACAGUUUGUUUCCGAGACCCGACAGGGGCAUUGGCUGCGUACGCCGCGACUCAGUUCCACAACUUACUCGGAAUGCUACAUGUUCUUCCUGCAUUCCGUGGAAAGAAGUUGGGCUCGGCUGCCAUGAGUGUACUGGCUCGGAAAACCUUGGCGGAAGACGCCGUUGUCGGAGUGCUCGUGAGUGACAACAACGCUGUCUCCAUCCACAUGCAUACGAAACUCGGGUUCAAAGCCGUACCGGGUAGUAAGGUGAAUUGGUCUUUGUACACCUGUUCCGGUUAGGCUCACAGGGUUUUUUUCACCCAAAUACUAGUACUUACUGUGGAUAUAAAGAAAGUCCUUUCUUGAUUGUAUUAAGGAUUAUGUUUCAUCCUUGAGUCAGGGAUUUGGUUUUCUUUUGCUGGACCGAGCAAUAUACCUCUUUUUGUACGGAUUGUUAUGGAGCGUUGGAAUCCAGUACAAAAGAGGUGUGAACAUGUCUUCAGGUUUUAGAGUCAAAAGUUGACAGUACUGAUGCAUAGAUUUGACAGAUUUCCUCAGGUUACAUACUGGCCUUAUAUGUGGCAUUACGAAAGAAAUGGGCUUCACACAUUGUACUCAUGCCGGGAAUCGAACCCGGGUCUUCGGCGUGACGAGCAAACGCUUUAACUGGGCUACCCGGCCGCCCCUCGCCGAUACCAAGUUCUUUGAUUAAACAUUUAAUGUAGUG
This is a messenger RNA of Haliotis rufescens (red abalone), 1465 nucleotides long. Its product is annotated as glycine N-acyltransferase-like. The transcript is spliced from 5 exons. Bases 208 to 1038 code for a protein of 276 amino acids. The record is from RefSeq and is a predicted model, not a curated record. Gene Ontology annotation, cellular component: mitochondrion. Gene Ontology annotation, molecular function: glycine N-acyltransferase activity. Lineage: Eukaryota; Metazoa; Mollusca; Gastropoda; Lepetellida; Haliotidae.